AUGAUUAUUGUCAAUAUUGUCAAUCUCUUGGGUUUUUGCUUUGAUCGAAAUAAAAGAGCUUUAGUGUACGAAUUUAUGCCCAACAAAUCGUUAGACAAGUUCGUCUCUAAUAAUUGUUUAGAUUUGGAAAAAGUGUACAAUAUUGCAGUUGAGGUUGCAAAAAGUUUGGAAUAUCUGCACACGUGGUGCAAUGCAAGAAUUGUCCAUUUCGACAUUAAGUCUAAGAACAUUCUUCUAGACGAAGAUUUUUGUCUUAAAAUAUCUGAUUUUGGGCUUGCAAAGUUAGGCAAGAAGAAGCCGAGUGUAAUAUCGAUGCUUGGAACAAGAGGCACAAUCGGGUAUACUGCUCCUGAUGUACUUUCGAGAAAUUUUGGAAGAGUUUCUCAUAAAUCCAAUGUCCAUAGUUAUGGAAUGAUGGUUCUUGAAAUGGCUGGAGCAAAACAAAUCGGUGGAACUGGCGAAGUACUACUAUCUAGUGAGGAUUAUUUUCCUGACAAAAUAUACGAGAAUAGACAGAAAACUCAGAUGAAGAUUGGGUAUUGA
Messenger RNA from Erythranthe guttata (spotted monkey flower), 543 nucleotides. Its product is annotated as PR5-like receptor kinase. The record is from RefSeq and is a predicted model, not a curated record. Lineage: Eukaryota; Viridiplantae; Streptophyta; Magnoliopsida; Lamiales; Phrymaceae. Gene Ontology annotation, molecular function: protein kinase activity; ATP binding. Gene Ontology annotation, biological process: protein phosphorylation.